GGGUGCACCUGGGAUGCCCCGGUCCGCUCGGCGGCACCGCCGAUUUUAAAUAGCAUCUUUCCGAUCUGUUUCCGCGGUCUCAGUCCCCGACCUCGGCGCUGCCUGGGCUCUCGCAGCCUCUCUCUAGGUCUCCUCCAAACGACCACCUCACGGAUUCCUUAUGGAUCGCAGCUCCAAGAGGAGGCAGGUGAAGCCUUUGGCAGCUUCUCUGCUAGAAGCUCUCGAUUAUGAUAGUUCAGAUGACAGUGAUUUUAAAGUUGGAGAUGCCUCAGAUUCUGAAGGGAGUGGUAAUGGAAGUGAAGACCCCUCAAAGGACAGUGGAGAAGGUUCCUGUAGUGAUUCUGAAGAAAAUAUUUUAGAGGAAGAACUGAAUGAAGAUAUAAAAGUAAAAGAAGAACAACUUAAAAAUUCUACAGAGGAAGAAAUACUGUCAUCGGAAAAACAGUUAGUUAAAACGGAAAAGAAGGAAGAAGAAGAAAACGGAGAAAGAUCUAGAAAGAAAAAGGAAAAAGAAAAGGAAAAAGAAAAGGAGAAAGAAAAAGAGAAAGAGAGGGAGAGAGAAAAGGAGAAAGAAAAAGCAACAGUAUCUGACAAUGUGGCUGCUUCUGCUGCUGCCACCACGCCAGCCACAAGUCCUCCUGCUGUUAACACAUCUCCUUCAGUCCCCACUACAACCACCACCACAGAGGAGCAAGUCAGUGAGCCAAAAAAGUGGAACCUUCGUCGGAAUCGACCCCUUUUGGAUUUUGUAUCCAUGGAGGAACUGAAUGACAUGGAUGACUAUGACAGUGAAGAUGACAAUGAUUGGCGACCUACUGUAGUAAAGAGAAAGGGAAGAUAUGCAUCUCAGAAAGAAGGAAGUGAUGGAGACAAUGAGGAUGAUGAAGAUGAGGGAAGCGGGAGUGAUGAGGAUGAGAAUGAUGAAGGCAAUGAUGAAGAUCAUAGCAGCCCUGCCAGCGAAGGGGGUUGCAAGAAAAAGAAGAGUAAAGUUCUUAGCAGAAACAGUGCUGAUGAUGAGGAACUGACCAAUGAUAGCCUGACAUUAUCUCAAAGCAAGAGUAAUGAGGACUCGCUGAUUCUUGAGAAGAGUCAAAACUGGAGUUCUCAAAAAAUGGACCAUAUUCUGAUUUGCUGUGUUUGUCUUGGAGAUAAUAGUGAAGAUGCUGAUGAAAUAAUUCAGUGUGACAAUUGUGGCAUUACAGUCCAUGAAGGUUGCUAUGGAGUUGAUGGAGAGAGUGACUCUAUUAUGAGUUCAGCUUCUGAAAACUCCACUGAACCUUGGUUUUGUGAUGCAUGUAAAUGUGGUGUUUCCCCUAGCUGUGAACUGUGUCCUAAUCAGGAUGGAAUUUUCAAGGAGACAGAUGCUGGAAGAUGGGUUCACAUUGUUUGCGCUCUGUAUGUCCCUGGAGUAGCCUUUGGAGAUAUUGACAAAUUGCGACCAGUAACACUAACUGAAAUGAACUACUCCAAAUAUGGUGCCAAGGAAUGUAGUUUCUGUGAAGACCCUCGUUUUGCUAGAACUGGAGUCUGCAUCAGCUGCGAUGCAGGGAUGUGCAGAGCUUAUUUCCAUGUGACCUGCGCCCAGAAAGAAGGUCUGCUUUCAGAGGCAGCAGCGGAGGAGGAUAUAGCAGAUCCAUUUUUUGCUUAUUGUAAGCAGCAUGCAGAUAGGUUAGACAGAAAGUGGAAGAGAAAAAACUACUUGGCUCUCCAAUCCUAUUGUAAAAUGUCUUUACAAGAAAGAGAGAAGCAGCUAUCACCAGAAGCACAGGCAAGGAUCAAUGCCCGGCUUCAGCAGUAUCGUGCCAAAGCAGAACUAGCUCGAUCCACCAGGCCCCAGGCCUGGGUUCCGAGGGAGAAACUGCCCAGACCACUCACUAGCAGUGCUUCAGCCAUUCGUAAACUGAUGCGGAAAGCGGAACUAAUGGGGAUCAGUACAGAUAUCUUCCCAGUGGAUAAUUCAGAUACUAGUUCUAGUGUGGAUGGAAGGAGAAAGCAUAAGCAACCUGCUCUCACUGCUGAUUUUGUGAAUUAUUAUUUUGAGAGAAAUAUGCGCAUGAUUCAAAUUCAGGAAAAUAUGGCUGAACAAAAGAAUAUAAAGGAUAAAUUAGAGAAUGAACAAGAAAAGCUUCAUGUGGAAUAUAAUAAGUUGUGUGAAUCUCUAGAAGAACUACAAAACCUGAAUGGGAAACUUCGGAGUGAAGGGCAAGGAAUAUGGGCCUUACUAGGCAGAAUCACAGGGCAGAAGUUGAACAUACCGGCAAUUUUGCGAGCACCCAAGGAGCGAAAACCAAGUAAAAAGGAAGGAGGCACACAAAAGACAUCUACUCUUCCUACAGUACUUUAUAGUUGUGGAAUUUGUAAGAAGAACCAUGAUCAGCAUCUUCUUUUACUAUGUGAUACCUGCAAACUCCAUUACCAUCUUGGGUGCCUGGACCCCCCUCUUACGAGAAUGCCAAGAAAGACGAAAAACAGUUAUUGGCAGUGUUCAGAAUGUGACCAGGCUGGGAGCAGCGACAUGGAAGCGGAUAUGGCCAUGGAAACCUUACCAGACGGAACCAAACGAUCAAGGAGGCAGAUUAAGGAGCCAGUGAAAUUUGUUCCACAGGACAUGCCUCCAGAACCCAAGAAGAUUCCAAUAAGAAACACGAGAACAAGAGGACGAAAACGAAGCUUCAUUCCUGAUGAAGAAAAACAUGAGGAAAGAGUUCCUAGAGAGAGAAGACAGAGGCAGUCUGUGUUACAGAAGAAGCCCAAGGCUGAAGAUUUACGAACUGAAUGUGCUACGUGCAAGGGAACGGGAGACAAUGAAAAUCUUGUCAGGUGUGAUGAAUGCAGACUGUGCUACCACUUUGGCUGUUUGGAUCCUCCUUUGAAAAAGUCUCCUAAACAAACAGGCUAUGGAUGGAUAUGUCAGGAGUGUGAUUCUUCAUCUUCUAAGGUGAGACCUAUGACUUGCUUCUAAUCAACUGAUUUCGACAAAGAUGGUGGAGUGAGCAUGAAGACAUGUAUACAGUUACGUUAUAUAAGAUGGUGGCAUACAUCUCUGAAGAGACUUUCUGCUCACUUGUUGGUUUCGAUGAAAGGAGACCCAAGGGGCAAGGAACAGCCAACAAGGAAAUGGGGCCCCCAGUCCUGCAACCACAAGGAAAUGAAUUCUGCCAACAACCUGAUUGGAAUGAACCUCCUCCCAGUCAAAGAGUCAGAUGAGACCCAUCCCCAGACAACACCUUGAAUGCAGCCUUGCAGAAAAUAAAGCAAAGUGUACCCAGACUC
Molecule: messenger RNA, 3273 nt
Organism: Pteronotus mesoamericanus
Lineage: Eukaryota; Metazoa; Chordata; Mammalia; Chiroptera; Mormoopidae
Gene: PHF14
Product: PHD finger protein 14
Exons: 18
Coding region: 161-2962 (933 amino acids)
Biological process (GO): regulation of transcription by RNA polymerase II
Source: RefSeq, a predicted model, not a curated record